AUGUUCAGCGAACGGGUCACUCCAAUACUAUUGCUGAUAAUUUCAUUCAUCUGUUUGCUAUACUUCAGUAUUUACUUCAUAGAUGGUUGCAGCUUUUACUAUGACCACCAGUACAGCGUCUGGACGUUCGGCGUGGAGCCGUGCAGUCAACGAAUGGCCUUCUACAUCGAUAUGAGUUACAACGUCUCUGUAUUUAUACUCAUAUGCAUCAUUGAUGUGAUGGUGUUCCUGCAUUUGAGAUCAGCAACCAAAUCAUUCUUGAGCUCCUGUAUGUAUUCGUUUAUGCUGUUGUGCUUCCACCUAAUUACUCGAGUGAUGCCCAAUGGUUUCGGCCUCUUUAUGUGUACCACGUUUGUAUGGGCACUUUCUCACACCGCUGGA
Messenger RNA from Ostertagia ostertagi, 381 nucleotides. NCBI's taxonomy places the organism in Eukaryota, Metazoa, Nematoda, Chromadorea, Rhabditida, Trichostrongylidae. The record is from the annotation of a GenBank genome assembly.